AUGUUCUAUAAGCCAUCAAAUCAUUGCCCUUGUUUUAUGUUGACUUCCACAGGUUUGGAUCACCUUUGUGCAUGCCUGGAUGACUUUUACCAAUCAGGAGGCAGAUGCAAAUCUUACAUCCCUGCGGACCAGCCAUGCAGAUCAUCAGAUGUCUGUACCCAUAAUGCAACAUGCAUGCCCAAUGAUUUCUGCAGGUGUAAUCCCACCUUCUACAACGAACAAGGCAAAUGCCACAUAGAGAUCCCGGCAGGCCAGCAGUGUAACCGCACAGAGCAGUGCACCUCAAACUCCCAGUGCUUUAUCAACGAUGAUUCUGGGGUGAGGGAAUGCACAUGUGAUCAACAGUUCCACAAUGAUCUUGGGAAAUGUCAGUCGAAUGUCGCAGUGGGCCUGGCCUGUGAAAGUGACAACCAAUGUACCCUCAAUGCCGAGUGUCAAUCAAACGGGUUUGCCCUGGUCUGCAGAUGCAAGUCUGAAUUCUAUGAAAGGGGAGGGAUGUGUGAGCAGAGGAAGAAUGUUACAGCCCUAUGUAAUGCCCCUGGACAGUGCAUCCUUGGGGCCCAGUGUGCACUGAAAAAUGGAAGAGCACAAUGUGAAUGUCUGCCCGGAUUUUACCAGGAAGGGUUGGCUUGUAGUCCUCGAAUCUUGCCGACUCAACCAUGCACAAAUCUAGGUCAGUGUGUCGCUAACGCUGAGUGCCAAAAUGCUAGCGACUUAGCCACCAACUCCAGCAGGUGUCUCUGCAGUGAUGGCUUCUACCAAGAUGGAGACACAUGUAGCAAGCUGAAAGAAGCUGGAGAACCAUGUCAGCUCGCUGGCUCGUGCGUUGCUAACGCAGCUUGUGAAGCACAGCCCGGUGGAAACAGAUGUACAUGCGACCCAGAAUACUAUCAAGAUGGCACCCGAUGUGAGCCACGGAUCAACGCAACUUUACCUUGUGUCCGAAUUGAUCAGUGUGUGAUCAACGCUGACUGCACAAAAGAUUUGGGCUCAAAGUUUUCAUGCAAAUGUUCAGAAGGUUACUACACAUCUGAGCACUUAGAAUGCCUGCUUUUGAAGAAUACAUCAUCAUCGUGUACCGCAACUGGUCAGUGCACCCUUGGAGCUGAGUGUCUAGGGGCUCCAGGGAAUCAGUCCUGUCAGUGUCGUGGUGGUUUCUUUGAAGAAGGAGAUUUGUGUCAUCGACUCAAAAAUGCCAGUGACGUCUGCCACAAACUUGGCCAGUGUAUUCUACAUGCCGAAUGUUCAGGACUAACCCUGGGCACCAAUGGAACUUGUGUCUGCGACCAGGAAUUUUACCAAGAUGGACAUGAGUGCAAGGAGCGUAUCAAUGCCAGUUUGCCUUGCCAGGGAACGCAUCAGUGUGUGUCAGGAGCAGAAUGCCAGUCUGAGAGAGGAGCCAAGAAAUGUGUUUGUGAAGAUUCAUUUUACAUGGAUGAGAUGAAAUGUAAACCCUUGUUAAAUGCCAGUCUGCCUUGCCAGGCUGUGGGACAGUGUAUCCAUGGAGCUGAGUGUGCAGCCAAUGAGACACAUCCAACAGUCCUGUAUUGCCAGUGUCAGCCAGGUUUUUAUGAAGACAGCAACCAUGAAUGCCAACCUCUUAUUAAAGGUAACCAGCCAUGUGAGGCUGAUUCUCAGUGUAUUUCUGGAGCUUUGUGUCAGGAAACUUCACGUGGAGUCAAGAAUUGUGUUUGUUUGCAGGACUUUUACUAUCAGGAUGAAGCUAACCUUUGUCAGCUGGUAAUUAAUGCCAGUUUGCCAUGUACGAAACCUGGCCAGUGUAUUUUUGGUGCAGAAUGUGAGAAAAACCUGACCACACAAAAUCUUACUUGCACAUGCCAGGAAGGAUUUUAUGAAAACCCAGAAGACCAGUUGUGCCAUGCUCUCAAGAACGCAUCAAGUCUGUGUGGUUGGGACCAACAGUGUGUACACGGAGCAGUAUGUGUGCAAGAUAACACACGGACACGGCACUGCACAUGUCUUGAAGAGUCUUACUAUGAAGACAAUAACAUUUGUAAGAACAGAAAAAAUGCAACAUCACCUUGUAUGAGCAACAUUGAAUGUCAGAAGGGGUCAGAGUGUGUAGAUGUCGGUCCAGGGACAAAUACUUCGAAUCGUCAAUGUCAUUGUAUGUCAGGAUACUAUCAAGACCAGCUGUCAUGUUUCCCGUUGAGAAAUACUUCAGAAUCAUGCACAGGAAAGGGUCAGUGUGUGCCAGGAGCUGAGUGCCAAGGGACACCACCUAACACUUCCUGCACAUGCCUGCCAGAUUUCUACAAAGAUGGCCCACUCUGUCAUCCCCUGAAAAAUGCCACCCAGGCAUGCCUCGAUGACCUUGAGUGCAUCAAUGAGGCAGCAUGCAUUAAACAAGCAUUCACACAGACCAGUGUCUGCAUGUGUAGACGUGGAUACUUUGAGCAAGAUACUGUUUGCAAACAUGUUCUAAAUGCAACAAUGCCCUGCUCAGAGGCAGGUCAGUGUAUAGUUGGGGCUGAAUGUAUGACAAACAGCUCUUCCGUUUCAUCGAUGACCUGCCAGUGUUUGAACACUCAUUUCCUCGACAAAUUAGGCUGCCAUGAACGUAAGAAUGCCACCACUGAAUGCUCAGCUCUGGGACAGUGUGUACCAGGUGCUGAAUGUCAACUGAUCACAAACCAGACUGCAGGCCAAACAGUGUCUCGGUGCACUUGCCAGGAAGGAUAUUUUCAGAAGCAGGAUCAGUGUAAUCCCAUUCUAAAUGCUACUGACCCUUGUGAGUUUGGCGACGUUUGUGCAACCGGUGCAUCCUGCCUUGAUGGACAAAAGCCUGUGUCCAGAGGGCAACAAGGCACUUGUCAAUGUACAAAAGAAUACUACAGAGCAGAUAAAUCAUGUAUGCCCUUGAAAAAUGCCACAGAAGCUUGCAUGUGGGACUAUCAGUGUGUGGAAGGUGCUAAAUGCUUGCGGCCUGAAGAUGCGCAAACAUGUAUGUGUGUUGGGGAAUAUUUUCAGUAUGAUAAUGUAUGUAAGAAGUUUGUGAAUGUCACAGACCCAUGUGAUGCUAAAGAUAUUUGUGUUGCCCACGCUUCUUGUACCCAGAAUGUUUUUGGUGAAUCAAGUUGUGACUGCAAACAAGACUUUUAUGAAGAAAAUAAACAUUGCAAGCAACGAAUUAAUGCUGGUCUCCCUUGCAUUAAAAAUGGCACUUGUAUGAUUGGUGCCGAAUGUGACGUAAGUAACAUAUGUUUAUGUACAUCCGGCUUUUAUCAAAGUGGACCAAACUGUCAUCCACUGAUCAAUGCAUCACGUUCUUGUGAUAUUACAGAGCAUUGUGUGGAACAUGCUGUCUGCAAGGGGGCUCCAGUGCAUACUUGUCAGUGUGAGACUGACUACUUUGAAACAAAUGGGAAGUGUAAGAAGACCAUUGAUGCUGGAGAUUUUUGCCCAGGAACUGGCACUUGCACUUCAAAUGCAGAGUGUGACAUGGCAGGCAACCAGACCUGUGUUUGCAACUCUGGCUUCUUCCUAGAGUCUGGCAACUGCCAGGAACUCGUCAGAGUAAACAGCUCCUGUUCUGGACCUGGCCAGUGUGUGGCCAAUGCCAACUGUGACCCAAAGCUUCUUGUGUGCCUGUGUGAUCCUGGCUUCUAUCCUGAACAAGACCAGUGUCGAGAGUUUCAGAAAGUUCAUGAACAAUGUGACGCUGACAAGCAAUGUGUCAGCAAUGCCGUAUGCACAGGAAAGACUAGUAAAGUGUGUGAGUGUCCUCCAGAUUUCUACACAUUGUUUAAUUCUUCCUGUGACCCAAGGAUCCCUGUCACUGAAGCCUGUAAUUCAACUAAUCAGUGUGUCCCCAAUGCCGUAUGUGAUGCUAACAAUGGCAGCAUUUGUAGGUGUGUGCCAGGUUUCUACCAGAAGGAUGGUCAGUGUCUUCUGCAAAUUGAAGCUGAAAAACCUUGUCAAGUAGGCCAGGUUGGACAGUGCGUACCACACGCAAACUGUGAUUAUAAUACAAACUUAUGCAAGUGUGAUCCAGGAUAUUACAACCAAACAGGAAGUUGUGAGGAGCUUGUAAAACACAAUGGUAGUUGCCAAGAGACACGACAGUGUGUGACACAUGCUGUAUGUUCAAAGAUGACAGAUGUUUGUCAGUGCAGCACUGAAUAUUUUCAUGAUGAGCAAGGAAAGUGUUUGCUGCGAAUUCCUUCCAACACAGAUUGCAAUCAGACCAAUCAGUGUGUGCAUAACUCCACUUGUUCACCUUUGACCCAUCUCUGCACAUGUGACCUUGAUUUCUAUGCCACAGACAGUGGAAAGUGUGAGUCUUUGAUCAGUGCAGGUCAAGCCUGUAAUGAGAGCAGACAGUGCACACCUCAUUCCAACUGUUCUGUCACGACAAGUCAGUGUACCUGUCAACCAGAAUUCUACAGCAACAGUGGCAGAUGUGACAAACUUCUUCGUGUCAGUGACAAGUGUAACAGCAGUGUGCAGUGCACCGACAAUGCUUCCUGCUCCUCAGCAACUUCCCAGUGUGAAUGUCUCCCAGGUUUCUACAGAGAUGAGCAGAAUCUAUGUGUGCAGCUGGUCAAAGCUGGACAAGUCUGUCAAGAGACAACAAAGUGCACAUACCAUGCCAACUGUUCAACAGCAACUAACACAUGCCAGUGCAAUGAUGAAUAUUACAACAAUUCAAAGUCCACCUGUGAGGAGAGGAAGCCUGUUAGACAUUCUUGCAACCAAACCCAGCAGUGUACAUUAAAUUCUGAAUGUACAUCCAGUUUGACAGGCCAGUUUGCAUGUACAUGCCAGAUAGAUUUCUAUGAACUGAAUGGCAAAUGUCUGAGCCGGCUGCCUGUCUCACAAUCAUGUAAUCAGACAGAACAGUGUACCCACAAUGCCUACUGUAAUGCCAGCACAGCAGCAUGUCAGUGUUUGACCCAGUUUUACACAGACUCAAGAAAUAUGUGCAUCGACCGAGUUCCCUCAGGAGCAGCGUGCAACACAAGCAGUCAGUGUGUACAGCAUGCAAAUUGUGAAGGUCAGCCCUUGUUGUGUACAUGUGUACAUGGAUAUUUCGAGGCUUCUGGGUCUUGUCAAGAAGUGUUUCAGGUGGGCCUGCACUGCAACUCCAGCAGUCAGUGUGGGGAUCACUCUCACUGUACAACCAACAGCACUGAAGCUAGUAUCUGCCUGUGUGAUGGCGAUUACUAUCAACAUCUUGGGAACUGCUGGAAGAAAGAGACUGUUGGUAACAGGUGUGUAGACAGCAUACAGUGUACCCAUAAUGCCACAUGUUCUCUAAUGUCUCAAGUUUGUGAAUGUGUUGAUGGUUUCUAUAAUGACAGUGGAGUCUGUCGCCCCAUGGCAACAACUGGAGAAAGUUGCCAGCAUGACUUCCAGUGCGUCAACAACUCUUUUUGCACAGACAACAAUACUUGUGACUGCCUGCCAGAUUUCUACAACUCUAGUGGGUCAUGUCUAAAGAGAGUUGCCCCUGACAAACCUAGAUGCCAGAGUUCUCAUCAGUGUGUCCAUCAUGCUGAAUGCAACACCGCAUCUGGCCUCUGCUAUUGUUUACCCAGCUUCUUUGACUCCGAUGGCUUUUGUGUGCCUCGAACAGUUGUAGACCAAGCAUGUGACAACACUAGAGAAUGUACCCAUGAUGCUGAAUGCAACACACUAGGAGUUUGUGAGUGUCUCCACAACUUCUAUAAUGAUUCAGGUCACUGCAUAAAGAGAAUCAAAACAGAAGAGAAGUGCAACAGAACACAUGAGUGCACGCGGUUCAGCACCUGCAACAGUACACUUGGAGUAUGUCAAUGUGAAGCUGAUUACUAUACGUCCAAUCAGGAAUGUCUUCCCCGUAAACCAACAGAAACCACCUGCACAUCUUCAGAUCAGUGUACGUUGUUUGCAUCAUGCCAACCACAAGGGCUACAGCCACCAGGGCUAUGUCAGUGCUACUCUGAUUAUUACAACCAAUCAGGUGCAUGUAAACCACGAGCAUCUGUCAAUCAAACGUGUAGCUCCACCCAUGAGUGCACACAAUUUUCAUCUUGCACCACUGAAGGGGUUUGUGAAUGUAAUCCUGACUUCUACGUUGUGUCUGGCCAUUGUGAGAAACGUGUGCCGCCCACUCAAACCUGCAACUCAACACACCAAUGUGUAGCCAAUGCUGAGUGUAAUCCCAUGUCGCAGAUGUGCAUGUGUGUUUAUGAAUUUUAUACUGAGAAUGAUAUGUGCAAGCCACGUAAGAAAGUUGAACAGUCGUGUGAGGAUACUAAUAUGUGCACACAUAAUUCUAGUUGUGUCACGGGAGUGUGUAGAUGUGACGUGACAUUCUAUAACUCUUCAGGAGAGUGCUUGCCACGAGUCCACAUAGAUGAACCAUGUAAUCAAACACACCAGUGUACACAUAACUCAAUGUGUGACCCUACGUCUAAUUUCUGCGCUUGCCAGGAAUCAUAUUUUAAUGAAAGUGGAAUCUGUAAGCGUCGCCUCCUGGCAGACAAGCCUUGCCAGGACAGCCACGAAUGUACCCAUCAUGCCAUUUGCUCACCUUUGACCCAGAAGUGUGAGUGUGAGCCCGAUUUUUACAAUGAAACUGGUCUCUGUUUACAGAGAAUCAAGGUGAAAGACUCUUGUCUACGCACCCACCAGUGUACACAGUUUUCAUUUUGCGAUAAAUUUACAGACACGUGUCUCUGUGACCCUGAUUAUUUUAGCCAAUCAGGCCAUUGCAUUGCCAGGAAGGGACAUGGGGAACAUUGUAACUCAACUGUCCAGUGCACACAUGACGCCAGUUGUGAUCGCAUGGACAAAACCUGUCAGUGUCAUCCUCUUUUCUAUAGUUUGUCUGGAAUUUGUCACAAGAGGAUACCCAGUGGAGAAAUAUGUAACAGUUCACAACAAUGCACUCAUAACGCCAGCUGUGACCUAAAUUCCCAAAUUUGUGAAUGCCUACAGGAAUUCUUCCAAGAAAAUGGGCAGUGUUUUCUUCGUAAGGAUGUAGAGGAGGGAUGCAGUGCAACUUAUCAGUGCAUACAUAAUGCCAGUUGUUCCAAGUAUGAUGAUGUUUGCCGGUGUUUGCCAGAUUUUUACAGCAAGUCAGGCCAGUGUGUACAGAGAACUAAGGCAGGAGAGCCAUGUCGGAGCUCAUCUGAAUGCACCAAUCAUGCAGUUUGUAAUUCUGACAAUAAUACAUGCCAAUGUGACCAUGGGUAUUACAACCAAUCAGGAAGCUGUGAUAAGCAAUUUCCCGUUAAUCAACUUUGCCAGGAUUCACAUCAAUGUACGGUCAAUGCUGUAUGUGAUCCUUUAACUGGCACUUGCAAGUGCCUGGACUCUUUCUACAACACUUCAGCAGGAGAUUGUGGCAACAGGAUCAAGGUCAAUGGCAGAUGUGAACAAACACAUCAGUGUACCCAUAAUUCCAUAUGUGAUCCCUACGUUGGCCGAUGUCUGUGUUUAGGAACAUUUUACAACUCAACAAAUGGGCUUUGCUUUGAUAGAAUCAGAACAGAGGGGGAGUGCAACACAACACAACAAUGUACACAAUUUGCUUCUUGUGACUCCGGCACACAGACAUGCUCUUGCCAACCACAGUACUACAACCAAUCAGGCCUCUGCUACAAAAGAGUACCAGUCAGUGAUAAAACAACUAAUGAUUUUUGUGAAUAUACAUAUCAGUGUACCCCUCAUGCAGUGUGUAACCCAAUAUCCAGACAAUGUGAAUGUGAGCCAGAUUUUUACAAUGAAACAGGAAAAUGUCAACCCCGAGUUCCUGCAGGUCAGACAUGUUUGCAAACAUAUCAGUGUACCCAUAAAUCCGAAUGUGACCCUGUAGUCAAGCAAUGUCAGUGCUUAUCUGGCUACUAUGACCAUGUAAAUGGCAAUUGCCAGGAGCAGAUUUCUGCAGGAAACGUCUGUAACAGCAGCCACCAGUGUACGGGCAAUGCUCACUGUGUGGAACCCCUGUCACGAGCCAGCACAAUAUCUGACAACAGCGCUGUCAAAUGCAAUUCAACUGCUCUUAUAUGCCAGUGUGGAGUGAACUACUUUGAUGCAGGAGGAUCAUGCUCAAAAAAGAUGCCUCCAGGUGGCGCAUGCAGUGAUUUGGAACAGUGUGCCAUUAACUCCAGGUGUAAUUUAACCAGCUCCAUGUGCGAUUGUCAGCCAGAGUUCUACAACAAUAACGGCAUUUGCGUUACAAGAAUCAGAGCCGGCAAGUAUUGUGCUGACUACGGCCAGUGUGUGGCUCAUGCUGAGUGCGACCCCUCUACAAACAUCUGCACAUGUGAUCUCCCUUACUACAAAGACAUCAAUGAAUGUAAACCCAGAAUCAAACCAGGUGAUAAGUGCAGCAAAAUAGGUCAUUGUGUCACACAUUCAGAGUGUGACCUGGUCAAGAAAGAGUGUGUCUGUGACGAAUAUCAUUAUAACAACAGUGGUGUGUGUAAUGACAAACUCCGGCCAGGGUCUGCUUGUGCAGCUAUGGGUCAAUGUGUCCAGCUAGCAGAGUGUAACUUGACCAGCGGUCAGUGUCAGUGUCGGUCUGGAUACUUCAACCAGAAUGGUGAAUGCCAGGAUUUGAUAGACCAUGGCAGCAAUUGUGACAUAGAUCACCAGUGUACAUUUAAUUCAACAUGCCAGUUUGUCUCUAAAUAUGUUAAACAGUGCCAGUGUCUGCCAGAUUUUUACCCAAGCAAUGGCAAAUGUGAAAAAAGAAUUGAUGGUGGCCAUAUUUGUCAAGACAUUGGCUCAUGUGUUGCCAAUGCUGAGUGCUCCCCUGUAACUGGCCUCUGUCAGUGUAACCCCAACUACUAUCUCAACACUUCAGGUCAUGGUGUUUGUGAAAAGCUAAUCCCAGCUGACCAGCCUUGUCAAGAGGAAGGAACUUGCACUAAAGAUGCCACCUGUUCAUCAAAUCAUACAUGUGUCUGCCUUGAUGCAUUCUUCAAUUUUGAGGGCCAGUGCAAGCCUUUAACUCCGCCACAGCAUCCUUGUGAUGCUCUCAUUGAUAAAUGUGUCCCUAAUUCAGACUGCGUUAUACGAGUUCCAAAAAGAAACGUAUCCUUUACAGAACAAGACAUCCCUAUUUACCCCAAAAUGACUGCUCAUGCUCCAAGUGUAUGCCUGUGUGUGCCUGAAUAUUUUCCUUUCAACAACUCCUGCAUUGAAAAGAAGAAAACUGGUGAAAAAUGUUGGAGUGUGGACAUGUGCGUGUAUGGGUCCUUCUGCUCAGAGCUGCAUGACCAGACUUGCCAGUGCAAGCCAGAUUUUUAUCAAGAUCCACAAAAUAUGUGUAGAAAUCGUGUUCCUGCUGGUAAGAAUUGUUCAGCUCAAGGUCAGUGCGUUGCCUUUGCAGAAUGUGACCUUGACCAUACUACUUGCAUUUGCUCGACAAAUUACUUCCAAGAUGCUGAUGGCGUGUGUCAGGACAGGGUCAAGGCUGGGAAUACAUGCACAAACAUUGGUCAGUGCAUCCAUAAGGCCACUUGUGAUGCAAAAACGUUCACCUGCAUGUGUGAACCACAGUACUACAGCGACCUUGGGCAGUGCCUAGACAGAAAAAAAGCUGGCAGAGAGUGCAGCCAGAAAGGUCAGUGUGUGCAGAAUGCUGAAUGUGAUGUCCAAACUGGCUUCUGUCAAUGUCAAGUCGGAUACUACAGUGAAGCUGGGACCUGUGUGCCUUUAAAGCCAACUGGGGAUACUUGCAGUUCAUCCACCCAAUGUUCUUUCAACUCCACGUGCUUCAAGCCAGGGAUGAUUUCUCAGGGUAUCUGUCAGUGUGAUGCCGAGUUCUACGCCAGUCUUGGAGGGUGUCACACCAGGUUAGGGCCAGAAAAUGGAACUGUCUGCCUCCCACUGAUAGAAGCUGGCGGUGUCUGUACACGGAAUGGAACCUGCACCACUCAUGCUGUUUGUCAAGGUGGCCAUUGUGUCUGUGUGGGAGAGCACUUUCCUCGUGAUGGUCAGUGCAAGAGCUUCAUAAAACCAGGUGUGGUUUGUGACCCAGAUCUGGACGUUUGUGUGGCCUUCAGUCAGUGUCACUCACUUGAGGCUAACUCUGGAGACACAACUUGCACGUGUGUGGCUGGAUUCUUUCCUUCCGGAGACAAGUGCCAGGAAGCCAUUAAGGCUGGGGAGCCGUGCUCUGGGCGAGGUCAGUGUGUGCCGGGAGCUGAAUGUCGAGCUGACCUUGGUUGGGUGUGCACAUGCGACUACUCACUUUACGUAGAUAACUAUGGUGACUGCCAGAAACGCAAGCCACCAGGAAAACCUUGCAAUGACAGCAAAGAGUGUGUGAAAGAUAGCACAUGCAGGGGUGAUGGUGCCAACAUGGUGGAGCCUGCCAGUGAUGGAUUUGUGUGUCUAUGUGAUAGAGGAUUUGUAGCUGCUGAAGAUCUGUGUAUAA
Molecule: messenger RNA, 10396 nt
Organism: Candidula unifasciata
Lineage: Eukaryota; Metazoa; Mollusca; Gastropoda; Stylommatophora; Geomitridae
Source: the annotation of a GenBank genome assembly